UCAUUUUUGAUUCCACCACGAAAGCUUCUUCUAUAAAUCACAGUUUCCUUCUUGACAUUUUCUCUCUCGUUUUUUUUUUCUCGAGAAAAUUUAACAAUUCCGAAAGGAAGAUAGUUUUGAGCUGUUUGGCUCACCAGAAAAAAAAAAUAGAAAAAAGAAGUAGAAAUGAGGGGCGCUAAUGGAGAAUCUAGAGCUAUGAAUAGCCCUUCGGAGACUAUAUAUGCUGCUGCUAACGCGAUCGCUUCAGCUGAGAAUCGUGUUCCACAAUAUACUGGUCAGAAGAAAAGAUGGGGUGGUUUCUGGAGCAAAUAUUGGUGCUUUGGAUCUUUCAAACAAAAAAAGCGAAUUGGACCUGCUGUUCCUGUUUCUGAAUCGAGUGCUUCCCAUGCUAAUGUGCCUGCUGCUGAAAUUCCAACCCAAGCACCUGCCAUGACACUUCCCUUUGUUGCACCACCCUCCUCUCCUGCUUCUUUCCUUCCAUCUGAACCCCCCUCUGCUACUCAGUCUCCAGCUGGUGUAGUGUCUCUCACCUCCAUAUCUGCUAGUAUGUACUCUCCAGGGCCUGCUUCUAUAUUUGCAAUUGGUCCUUAUGUUCAUGAAACUCAGUUAGUUUCACCACCUGUUUUCUCAACCUUCACCACUGAACCAUCAACUGCUCCCUUCACUCCUCCCCCCGAGUCGAUGCACUUGACUACACCUUCCUCACCUGAGGUGCCAUUUGCUCAGUUCCUUGGCCCCAACUUCCAGUUUGGAGAGGCUGGACAGAGAUUCCCCAUAUACCACUAUGAAUUUCAGUCUUAUCAGCUUCAACCUGGGAGCCCAGUUGGCCAAUUGAUCUCACCAAGUUCAGGAAUCUCGGGUUCUGGCACAUCAUCUCCUUUCCCUGAUUGUGAUUUUGCUGCCGGUUUACGCUUUCCCGAGUUCCGGAUGGGUGAUCCUCCCAAGCUCUUCGACAUUGAUAAGCUUUCCAACCGUGAAUGGGGAUCAUGUCAUGGUUAUGGGACUUUAACCCCAGAUGCUACAACGUCCACACCUCGCGGUGGUUUUCUUCUGGGUAGACAGGUCUCUGAAACUGUAUCACAUCCGCAUGUGGAUAAACAAAACCCAACUGAUCAGGUUGCAGUUAAUCAUCGACUCUCAUUUGAUUUGACUACCGGAGAAGUUAUAAGAAGUGUGGAAACAGAGGCAGCAACACCAUCUGAAGCCAUGUCAGAAUCUCUACAGAAUGAAGCAACAAGAGAAAGAGAAGAUAAUACAACUAAGAUGGUGGGUGAUCAUGAAUGUCGUGUUGGUGAAACAUCCAAUGAAAGACCAGAGAAAGCUCCAGCAGAUGGUGAAGGCACACCACACCACCGUGAGAACCAAUGCCCAACACUUGGGUCAGCUAAAGAAUUCAAUUUUGACAAUGAUGAUGGAGUUGAUGCCCAUAAGCCUAUUGUUAGUUCUGAUUGGUGGGCGAAUGAGAAGGUAGCUGGAAAGAACGACAGUGUAGCCAAGAAUUGGUCUUUCUUCCCCAUGAUGCAGCCAGGAGUUAGCUAACCGGUAUGAAUUUUAGUAGAUGCCUUCUGAUUUUCAAGUCGUUUUAAGAACUAGAUGCGGUGUCGGUGAUCCAAACAAUUUAGUAACAGCAACAGGGAACAAUUAAUCAACCAAAUCACAGGUAGCUUUAAUGUUAUUUUUUUUUACUCAGAUGACGUAUUGCAUGAGGAAUGUAUUCGAGUCCUUCCCGACUAAAAGAAACAAGGUCUCAAGCAUAUUUUUGUUGU
Molecule: messenger RNA, 1766 nt
Organism: Hibiscus syriacus
Lineage: Eukaryota; Viridiplantae; Streptophyta; Magnoliopsida; Malvales; Malvaceae
Exons: 2
Coding region: 166-1539 (457 amino acids)
Source: RefSeq, a predicted model, not a curated record